CUUUGUGUUCCGCUGGCACUUGUCAACAAAGACAUUACCUUUAAUCUACGCGCGACGGAUUGCAGUCGCUUGGUAUAGUGUAACCUGUACACAAUAUUAUGGCAACUGCUAUUCAGGAAAAUGGCAUGAAACCGUUAACAAAUAAAUCAUUGAAUCAUGUAAAUGAUGUUAAUUUGGACAAUGCAAAUUCCUGUACAGAAGAAAAGGACAAUAGAUUGUUUGAUGGUCAACUUCAACCAUAUGUUGAUCAUGCCGAGAAACCUCAUGAAGAGAUUCUUGAAGAGCCCCAUGAAGAGCCUCCAGAACUUGAUAUUGUUAUUAACAAUGUAGUUUGCAGCUUUAGUGUAAGAUGUCAUUUGAAUUUGCGAGAAAUAGCGCUCAAUGGAUCUAAUGUUGAAUACAGAAGAGAAAAUGGGAUGAUAACGAUGAAAUUAAGGCGACCAUAUACUACAGCAUCCAUCUGGUCAUCUGGUAAAGUAACUUGCACUGGUGCAACCAGUGAAGUUCAAGCAAAAAUCGCAGCACGUAGAUUUGCCCGUUCCCUUCAAAAACUUGGAUUCAAAGUGAGAUUCAAUAAUUAUAGGGUGGUCAAUGUAUUAGGCACUUGUUGUAUGCCAUUUGCUAUCAAAAUAACAUCAUUUUCAGUACAUCACAAAGAAAAUGCUGAUUAUGAGCCAGAGUUACACCCUGGUGUCACAUAUAAGCUAAAAGAACCAAAAGCUACUCUGAAGAUAUUUUCUACAGGAAGUGUUACUGUAACAGCACCUAAUGUUGCUGCAGUCCAAGCGGCAAUUGAACAUAUUUAUCCACUAGUCUACGAGUUCCGCAAGGAGCGAACGCCAGAGGAUGAACUUGCGUUCACAACGAAGAAACGCAAGUUAGGCUUGAACAAAAGAAAACGGGAUGAGUUCCUAGAAGAUGAGCCAGAUUUGUCGUAUGAAAGUAUGAUCUCUGAUGCAGAAGAUGCACUUAACGAAGUAGAAACUGACGGCAGUUGGGACUGAUUUGUUUUAUUUUAUCGCUCUACUGUUAAAUGUGAAACUGUUGUCUAUAUCUCGUUCUUUCGAUAUGAUACUGCUCUAUGUACAAAAGUGUUAUUGCUAAAAGUGAAGUGAAGCGUACAUUCGUUUCCAUAUAGUGCAUGAACAAAUGUGUGAGUGUUAGGAAUAAAAAUAGAAAUACAUAUAUGCACUUAUGUAUACAAUAUACA
Messenger RNA from Atta colombica, 1210 nucleotides. RefSeq names its product TATA box-binding protein-like protein 1 (gene Trf2). The transcript has 5 exons. The record is from RefSeq and is a predicted model, not a curated record. NCBI's taxonomy places the organism in Eukaryota, Metazoa, Arthropoda, Insecta, Hymenoptera, Formicidae. Bases 99 to 1004 code for a protein of 301 amino acids. Gene Ontology annotation, molecular function: DNA binding; general transcription initiation factor activity. Gene Ontology annotation, biological process: DNA-templated transcription initiation.